Molecule: messenger RNA, 525 nt
Organism: Racocetra fulgida
Lineage: Eukaryota; Fungi; Glomeromycota; Glomeromycetes; Diversisporales; Gigasporaceae
Source: the annotation of a GenBank genome assembly
AUGGACAAUGAUCAUCAAGAAUUAGAGAGCGAGGAAACGGUAAUGGAAGAAGAUGAUGAAAAAAACACGCAGUUGAAUGCACAAAAUACCAAAUUUGUCUCCGAACAGCAAUUUUGUUUUAGGAUAUUAUUUUUAGUAUCUAUAGGUAUUUUCAUUUCACUUGGAUUCUUUCUAGCAAGCUCAAAUACUUCAAACUCUUAUGUAAAUAAGUUCAAAGCUAUUUUGAGCAGUUUAAUUGGUAGCAUACUCUUGAAACGGAUUUUUUUAACAAACAUCCGAACUGAUAGAACGUCCUCUCUUGACUAUGCUUUAUCCACUCAAAAAGUAAAGGAAAGAAUCAAUGAAAUGUUUGCUUUUGAAGCACAUUAUUAUACCAGUGUUUCUGCCAAAACCAUUUUUCAUGAGCUGAAACGUUUCGCCUUUGAGUUUUGGUUUCGCCCAAAACCUGAAACCUUUGAAAUAGUCAAAAUCUCCAAAAUGGCUUGCAAAACCUCAGAAGCUGGUGAAACCUCCGAAACUUGGUGA